This is a messenger RNA of Verticillium alfalfae VaMs.102, 996 nucleotides long. RefSeq lists its product with no specific name. NCBI's taxonomy places the organism in Eukaryota, Fungi, Ascomycota, Sordariomycetes, Glomerellales, Plectosphaerellaceae. The record is from RefSeq and is a predicted model, not a curated record. Bases 1 to 996 code for a protein of 331 amino acids. The transcript is spliced from 2 exons.
AUGGUCCCGACGAGGACAGAGGCGCACCCGGGACCGACCAAGACGCAGCUGCUGCCGGCCAGGACGCAGCUGCUGCCGGCCAAGCCGCUCGCACGCCCGACCCAGCCCCGAAGACACGGUUCCGAGAGGCCGCUGCCGUCAGCACGGCCACCUUCAACGAGGCCACCACCCGGCAGGCCAGGAUCAUCGGCAGGAUCAUCGGCAGGCCCAUCGGCGGCGGCGGCGCGGUCACCGUCCCUGAGCCAGCCGUCGUGCGACCACUACAGCAUCAGCUCGGAGGCGUCGACGCCGAGCCGCGACCUGCCGCCGCCCAAGGACGAGAUCCUGCGGGUCAAGGGGCAGAUCUACCGCAAGCCGCAGGACUUUUGCAACAACCAGAAGAUCGCGUGCCUCGACAUCUUCCACGAGGCGUCGCUCGCGUGCCGGCGGGCGACGCCGAACCAGGCGCAGGAGCGGGCGUUCCUGCACGGCCUCUUCGAGAACGGCUGGCGCAGCGAGCUGGGACCGCCGGCGGCGCCGAAGCUGGCGCGGCGGCAGGUCACGCGGACGCGGCGCGAGAUUGGCAUCAUCAAGGAGGACGUGCUGCCGACGCAGAAGGGCAAGGCGCAGAGCGACGUGCGGCGCAAGGGCGCGUCCGUGUUCGCGCGGAUCCGGGUCAGCGACGACGGGCGGCUGGCGUGGGGCUACAGCGACGCCAACAACCGGCGGUGCGGUGCCAGUACGUGGCGUGGGCACGGAGGAGGAGGGGGCGCGGGCGUACGAGGAGGCGAUCGCGGCGUGGGACAGGGCCGAGGUCGAGCGCGUCACGGGGUUCAACAUGGAGCUCGCCGUGUACCUGGCGCGGCUGUGGACGGCGCACUGGAAGCGCUGCGGGUACCCGACGCGGGUGCCGGUGCGGCACGGGGGCGAGGGCUUUGCGGCGUUGGUGAGCAUGGCCGAGCUGGUGCGGCGGUGACCUGGCAACGAGCGCGGUGCUGGGUGAGGGGAGGGUUCUGA